AUGGACGUCGCGGAGAGCGGACAUUGGGGUCAGGGGCCACUCCGGGGCUCCGGCGUCUGCCCUGGCUCCUCCCACCUGUCCGACGGCAGGGGCGCGAAAGCGGGGCCAGGCCAUCCCCCUUCUUCCGGCCGGGAGCUCGGCCGCACGCGCGAACCGCUGGCCCAGUCAAGUAUGGUCAGACAAGUUGCCAAAGUGGACACGGGCUUCCUCCGCUCCGGGCUCUGCGACGCCCCCCGGGAGAUCCUCGGGGGGACGGGCGCACCGGUCCCCGCCCCAGAGCCACGUGACCCAGGAUGGCCGCUCCGUGUGCGCCACUGCGCAGCCGCCGUGAUUGGCGCAGGGGCGGGCACCGGACCCAGAGAGCCCGUCGGGGUCCUCCCAGAGCCCCGGUGGGACUCCCGCAGCCCGCGCUGGCGGGUGCCUGGGUCGGGAGCGUGGGGGCCCCCGCGGGGUCGCGUGCCGCGGUGGGGCAGGGCCGUCUCGGGGCCGCCGUCGGGGUCGUUCCGGCACUCUGGGGAGCCGAGGAACGGGAUUGGUGGCGCCCCGCCCCAGAGGCCCCCACUUCAAUACCCCCGGGCCUCAGGACGUGCGCUCCCGGCCCCGCCUUCUAGAAGCCCGCCCUCCCCCGCGCGCGUCCUCCCGAGGCCCCGCCCCCGGAACCAGCCUCGAGGCCCCCGGGGCCCCGCCUCCGGCGAGCGCGCGCCGGGCUCUCGGGCCCGAGGCCCCGCCCCACGAGGCCACGCCCCCACGAGGCCACGCCCCCGCGAGGCCACGCCCCCGCGAGGCCCGCAGAGUCCCGGGGUCUCCGGCCAGCGGCUCCCGCGUGCGCGCUCUGCCCGGCGGGCGGGCUCUGGGGCUCGGUCUGCGCCGCCCCCGGUGCCGGCCUCGUGCUCUCGUCGCCUCCUUCCUCCCCCGCCCGCACCUCCCUCCGCUCGGCCUCCCGCCUGCCUCGCCCCGGCUCGCCGCUGCUCCUCCAGCCCUGGCGAGGAGGGGCCCCUGCGCGGCCCCGGACGGGACGGGCUGCGGAAGUGCCUGACGCCUCGGCCCGCGCGGUCCGCGAGGGUCGGGGGGACCUUUGCGGCGGACGGGGACACUCCGUGGUGCCGCCGUGAAGGCCCGCGGGGCGCCCCUCCCUCCCGCUCCUUCGCGUAG
This is a messenger RNA of Neogale vison (American mink), 1152 nucleotides long. Its product is annotated as translation initiation factor IF-2-like. Bases 1 to 1152 code for a protein of 383 amino acids. The record is from RefSeq and is a predicted model, not a curated record. The transcript has a single exon. Lineage: Eukaryota; Metazoa; Chordata; Mammalia; Carnivora; Mustelidae.